Messenger RNA from Hyaena hyaena (striped hyena), 2902 nucleotides. It is a transcript of the gene WHAMM, whose product is annotated as WASP homolog associated with actin, golgi membranes and microtubules. The coding region runs from base 101 to 2443 and encodes 780 amino acids. Gene Ontology annotation, biological process: endoplasmic reticulum to Golgi vesicle-mediated transport; Arp2/3 complex-mediated actin nucleation. The record is from RefSeq and is a predicted model, not a curated record. NCBI's taxonomy places the organism in Eukaryota, Metazoa, Chordata, Mammalia, Carnivora, Hyaenidae. Gene Ontology annotation, molecular function: Arp2/3 complex binding; actin binding. Gene Ontology annotation, cellular component: endoplasmic reticulum-Golgi intermediate compartment membrane; cytoplasm. The transcript is spliced from 10 exons.
CGCAGUCCCGCAGGAAUGUCGCCGGCCGCGGCCGGCCGCGGGGGCUGCGGGGAGGCCGGGCCCGCGCGAGCCGAGCCCUCCGGCCGCUGAGCCGCCGGCCAUGGAGGACGCGCAGCCCGACAGCUUGGAGGGCUGGGUGCCGGUCCGCGAGGACCUCUUCGCCGUGCCCGAGCGGCACCAGCUGCGCUUCCUCGUGGCCUGGAACGACGCGGAGGGCAAGUUCGCGGUGACCUGUCACGACCGCACGGCGCAGCGGCGGCGGCGGCGCGAGGGGAGCCGGUCCGAGUCCGAGUCCGAGCCCGCCGCGUCGUCCCCGAGCUGGGCGGGCCUGCUGUCGGCCGCCGGGCUCCGCGGCGCGCACCGGCAGCUGGCGGCGCUGUGGCCUCCGCUGGAGCGCUGCUUCCCGCCGCUGCCGCCCGAGCUGGACGCGCGCGCCGGCGGGGCCUGGGGCCUGGGGCUCGGGCUGUGGGAGCUGGUGUGGCCGGCGCGCGAGGGCCCCGGCGACGCGGCGCUGCAGGAGCUGUGCGCGCGGCUGGAGCGCUACCUGGGCGAGGCGGCGAGCGGCUGCGGCGGCGCGGCGGUGCGCGACGCGCUCUUCCCGGCCGAGGGCGGCGCGGCCGACUGCGAGAGUCCGCGCGACUUCCGGGAGCGGGCCCUGCGCGCGCAGUGGGCCGCGGCGGGCGCGCGGCUGUGCCAGGUCCUUCAGGGACAUGAUACAGCCCACACCAUGGUGGCAUUAAUGAAAGUUUAUCAAGAGGAAGAUGAAGCCUACCAGGAACUAGUUAUGGCGGCAACCACAUUCUUCCAGUAUUUGCUGCAGCCAUUUAGGGAUAUGAGAGAAGUUGCAACCUUAUGUAAGCUUGAUAUUUUGAAAUCCUUGGAUGAGGAUGAUCUGGGUCCUAAAAGGAUAGUUGCCUUGCAGAAGGAAGCCAAAGAAUGGAGCAGACGGGCUGAAGAAGCUAUAGUCUCUAUUCAGGACAUCACGGUGAAUUAUUUUAAAGAAACAGUAAAAGCGUUAGCAGGAAUGCAGAAGCAGAUGCAACAGGACGGGAAGAGGUUUGGCCAGGCUGCCUGGGCCGCGGCAACUCCCCGGCUAGAAAAACUCAAGCUGAUGUUAGCCCAGGAGACGCUGCAGCUCAUGAGGGCCAAGGAGUUGUGUUUAAAUCACAAGAGAGCCGAAAUUCAGGGAAAGAUGGAAGAUCUUCCAGAACAAGAAAAAAAUAUAGAUGUUGUAGAUGAAUUGGAAAUACAAUAUUAUGAAGUCCAAUUAGAACUAUAUGAGGUUAAAUUUGAGAUAUUAAAAUAUGAAGAAAUACUGCUUUUAACACAGCUGGACUCAAUUAAAAGGCUUAUAAGAGAUAAAGAGGGUGAAGUUGUCUAUUAUGACCCAUGUGAAAGUCCAGAGGAACUCGAAGCUGUCGGAGCUGUGAUGGGGCUGCGGGGUGACGAGGCCCUGGAGAUGGAAGAGCUGCGCCGGCAGUGCCGGCGCCUGGAGUCUAAGCGGGGUAGGAUAUGUGUCCGGAGGGCCUGUCUCAGGAAUAGACAGGAUCAGUGCAGAGAGAACCAUCGGCUCCGACUACAACUGGCUGCAGAAAGCAUGAAACGUUUUCAUCAGCAUCACAGCAUCCAGAUGAGAAGAGACAAGAUAAAAGAAGAAGAGCGAAAGAAAAAAGAAUGGAUAAACCAGGAGCGCAAGAAAACACUCCAGCGACUGAGAGCGUUUAAAGAGAGGCGCCCGGGCGGGUCCGCAGUGAAGUCACCGGGCUCAGGGGCUGUGGCCCCGCACCUGCCCGCCAGGCUAACCCCAUGGAUGGCUGCGUCCUCCAGGGAGACCCCUGAAGGCAGCGAGGCAAAAACCCGUGAGGAUCAGGACUGUUCUGGAAAUACCGACCCCAGCUCCGUUCCAGCUGGUGACCAAACACACCCCGAACCCAGUGAGGAACUGUCGCCGCCGCCACCGCCGCCUCCGCCACCACCUCUCCCUGCUCCGCCCUUCCCCGGUCCGGCCGCAGCAGAUCGCCAUGACUCGGCCCUGAGGACUUCAGUCAUGGUCACAGACGAGCCGCUUCCCCUGCAGUGUGAGCCACGCACGGCAAGAGCGCGCCACUGCGCAGCCGCAGCCGGACCCCGAGGCCCAGGGUCUAUGGAUGAAGUGCUGGCCUCCUUAAGGAGCAGCAGGAGCCCUCUGCAGAGAGCGGAAGUGACCGCCUCGCCCCUGCCCCGCGCCUCCUUCAGUGAGCAACUUCUGGCUGCCAUAAGGCGGGGGGUCAAACUGAGGAAGGUUCACGCCGCCCUUGACCUGAGCCCCAGCAGCAAGCCGCCCAGUGACCUGGAGAGAAGUAUCAAGGCCGCACUGCAGAGAAUCAAGAGAGUGUCGGCCGCCUCGGAGGAGGACGAGGAGGACGGCGAUGAGCUGAGCCCCGGCAGCGAGUGGGACGGCUGAGCUGCCCGCCGCGGCCCCCGGCACCGCCCAGGAAGCGUGAGCGAGACGCAGGCCCGAGGCCUGUUCUGGAAGGCGUGUGAACGGGUGGACCGGCCGCGUGCCAGCCCCGGAGACCAGCGGGGCUUCGAGCCAUGUGGGGCCGUCUCUUGAAGGUCGUGGCUCUGAAAGUCAGGGCAGGCAGCAGGGACGAGGGGACCUACGCACCGAACCGUAGCCGGAUGUGAGAACCCGCGGCAUCACUGGCGUGAGACAAGAGUGUUUGUUUCUCACCGAGGGUUCUCUACGACCGUUCCCUUACUCCGAGACUACGUUCAGCCGCGCUGUUGUACUACUGACCGUGUCCCCGGUCUGGACCAGCGGCCUCCUCACGCUUAACGGCUUGAACAUGGGGGCGCCUGGGGGGCUUGGUCAGCUGAGCGUCCGACUCCUGAUUUUGGCUCAGGUCACCAUCUCAAGGUC